Molecule: messenger RNA, 627 nt
Organism: Acanthosepion pharaonis
Lineage: Eukaryota; Metazoa; Mollusca; Cephalopoda; Sepiida; Sepiidae
Source: the annotation of a GenBank genome assembly
AUGUGUCUUUUCUUUUUUUUUUUCUUUGUCGUUCCUUUUCUUCUUUUCCUUUUCUUCUUUUCCUUUUCUUCUUUUUCUUCUCUUUUCCUUUCCUUUUCUUUUUCUUUUCUUUUUGUUUUUCAUUCCUUCUUCUUUUUCUUUUCUUUUUCUUUUCUUCUUCUUUUCUUCUUCUUUUUCUUUUCUUUUCUUUUUUUCUUUUUUUUUUUUUUCUUUUUUUUCUCCUUCUCUUUUCCAUUCCUUUUCUUUUUCUUCUCUUAUCCUUUCCUUUUCUUUUUCUUUUUCAUUCCUUUUCUUCUUCUUCUUUUCUUUUUCUUCUUUUGUUUUCUUUUUCUUUUUUCUUUUCUUUUUCUUUUUCUUUUCUUCUUCUUUGUCUUUUCUUUUUCUUUUCUUUUCUUUUCUUUUUCUUUUCUUACAUCGCGUUCUCCUCCUUUACCUAAAGAGGCUAUAGGAAUCAGUCUGCCUUGCUAUUUUACCGAUCUCUAUGGCUCUUCCCCCUUUCCCUCUUCCUCUAUGCCACUCUGUCUCUCUUCCUCUCUUUCUAUCUUCCUCUAUCUCUCUAUCUCUCUCUUCCUCACUCUAUCUCUCUUCCUCAACUGCUCUAUCUCCACCUUCUCUCUCUCGCUAUAG